Molecule: messenger RNA, 884 nt
Organism: Microcebus murinus (gray mouse lemur)
Lineage: Eukaryota; Metazoa; Chordata; Mammalia; Primates; Cheirogaleidae
Source: RefSeq, a predicted model, not a curated record
CUCUUUGACCAGUAAGGGCUGGGCUGAGUUUAGGGUGGGGCGCUGCACCUGUACUCAUUACCCUGAGUCCUGGUACCAGGGCCAAACCACUGUGUUUCCUGGCCAUGCCGGGCAGUCUUAAGGACGUCUCCAGUGGGCUGGUAUUAGAGGCACCAGAAACAGGUGCUGUAGGGGCGGUGCUGGAGGCCAUGCCUUCGCUUCCGUUUCCGGUCUCGGCUGGGGGCGGGAGCGAAGGGUAGAUGCUGCGCUGGCAGAGGGGGUGGGCAGGGGCUGCGUUCCUGCCAGUCGCUAGACGCACCAUGGCUGGAGCGCCCACGGUCUCGCAUCCUGAACUCCGUUCGCUCCUAGCCGCGGGCCGGGCCCGGCUCUUCGACGUGCGAUCUCGGGAGGAGGCAGCAGCUGGGACCAUCCCAGGGGCGCUCAACAUCCCGGUGUCCGAGUUGGAAAGUGCCCUGCAGAUGGAGCCAGCUGCUUUCCAGGCUUUGUACUCCGCUGAGAAGCCCAAGCUGGAAGAUGAGAAUCUCGUUUUCUUCUGUCAGAUGGGCAAGCGGGGCUUCCAGGCCACGCAGCUGGCCCGGGGCCUCGGAUACACAGGGUACGGGAAGGUGUGGCUUGCUAGCUGGGAAAUGACUGGGGACUGCCUACCGGGCCUGUCCUUCCCUCACCCCUCUUUGUCUCCACAGGGCUCGAAACUACGCUGGGGCCUAUAGAGAAUGGUUGGAGAAAGAGGGUCAGAGGUAGAAAGUGGCUUAUUGGUCCCUCCUCCGCCCCGGCCCCCAGUGGCCACCUUAACUAAGGGUGAUCAAGGGGCUGACUUGCUGGGUUGGGCAACUGCUUAUAGUGCUGUGCACAUAAAAGCAUCAAAUAAAGAGCCGUUAAUUAAA